This is a messenger RNA of Macadamia integrifolia, 711 nucleotides long. Its product is annotated as ADP-ribosylation factor-like protein 8b. Gene Ontology annotation, molecular function: GTP binding; GTPase activity. The transcript has 3 exons. NCBI's taxonomy places the organism in Eukaryota, Viridiplantae, Streptophyta, Magnoliopsida, Proteales, Proteaceae. The record is from RefSeq and is a predicted model, not a curated record. The coding region runs from base 1 to 375 and encodes 124 amino acids.
AUGAGUGAUAGUGAGGAUCCAACUAUUGGAGUGCAUGACAGGACCUCCAUUAGGGGUGUCAACGGUCCGGCUAAUCAUUUUCCUAAUUAUUGCAGUUAUGUUGUUGAUGCUGCUGAUCGUGAUAACUUGUCCAUCUCAAAAAGUGAACUGCAUGACCUGCUGAGCAAGCCCUCACUGAGUGGCAUCCCAUUGCUAGUACUGGGGAAUAAGGUUGACAAGCCAGAAGCUCUUUCUAAACAGGCCUUGACAGAUCAAAUGGGACUCAAGUCAAUCACUGAUAGAGAAGUGUGUUGCUUCAUGAUCUCGUGCAAGAACUCAACCAACAUCGACUCCGUAAUUGAUUGGCUUGUAAAGCAUUCCAAGUCAAAGAACUAAGUUGAGGAUGUGUUUGCAGUGUGUGAGUAGCUGUUAAGAAUUGAAAUUCUGGAUUUGCAUUGGUUGGUGGUGGGACUUGUUCUUGUCUAACCAGGUUUUGAUGGUCUGACCAAUUUCUUGGCCUACAAUUACUAUAAUAUUAGAUUGUUUGGAUUGCUUCAGCUUGUGAUUGGGAGGGAGUCGAGGUUUCUCUUGCGCUUAAUCUGUGUUAUCUUUAUUGGACCAGGGUGAUGAUUGAAUUAUUUAUGUAAUCAAACUGGUUGGUGUGAAUAUCAUUUCCUUUGUUGACUUUUCAAGACUAUUGAAUGGAUGUGUGGUUACAACAGUUGCAGUCAA